AUGUCUGUCCACGAUCCUGAGGAUUUUGGAGCAGAAAUCCUCUCGGAAAAGUCUCGGAUGAUGCCRCCCUACGACAUGGACGACCGGCUCCUUCCCGGCGAGCCCCGCAGCCCCUGCUGCUGCCUGGCCUGGAGCCUGCUCAUCGCAACCAUGAACUUACUGUUUUUUCUCCUCAAUCUGCUGCUGAUGUUGRUUAUUUUCACCGUCGUGCUGCUCCCCACCAUCGUCGUGGUUUAUUUUGGUUUCCAGUGCCACUCCCAGGUUCUUCACUCCUCCGCCCGCUACUGCAAGAGCAUCCUGGACGACAGCAGCUCSUCGGCUCUGAUCAUCCUGGGCUUUGUCAUCAUGUCGCCGCUGAUCGUGGUGGCCAUGGCCAUCUACUGCAGCCUGGCGCGGCGCCUGCGGUGA
Molecule: messenger RNA, 408 nt
Organism: Malurus melanocephalus (red-backed fairy wren)
Lineage: Eukaryota; Metazoa; Chordata; Aves; Passeriformes; Maluridae
Gene: TMEM278
Product: transmembrane protein 88B
Exons: 3
Coding region: 1-408 (135 amino acids)
Cellular component (GO): plasma membrane
Molecular function (GO): PDZ domain binding
Source: RefSeq, a predicted model, not a curated record